Molecule: messenger RNA, 1440 nt
Organism: Nicotiana attenuata
Lineage: Eukaryota; Viridiplantae; Streptophyta; Magnoliopsida; Solanales; Solanaceae
Exons: 3
Coding region: 1-1440 (479 amino acids)
Source: RefSeq, a predicted model, not a curated record
AUGGAACCUUUUGUCAGUAUCAAUCAAAUUGAAAGGGCUGCUAAUAGUGAUCUCUAUAUUACAGCAUUGUAUGCUAAAUGCACUCCGAAAGAAAGGAGAGAGUUGUGGAGUAGUUUAGAACUAACAAAUCUUCAGGUGAAUGGUCCAUGGUGCAUUGGGGGUGACUUCAAUGUCAUCCUAGACCCUGAUGAGAAAAAAGGUGGCAGACCUCACAGAAUGAAUAAAAGUCUGGAAUUCAGUACGUGCAUAGAUAACUGUGGAAUGAUGGACUUGGAUUUUGUUGGGCCAAAAUACACAUGGUGCAGCAAUUGGGAAGCAAGAAGAAGAAUAUGGAAGAGAUUAGAUAGAGUAGUUGAAGAAGUCUGGAGGAAUCAUGUUAAUGGAAACCCUCUGUGGAGACUUCAACAAAAGCUUAAAAUGUUGAGCAGAAGGCUGACUCAAUGGUCUAAAGAAGACAUUGGCAAUGUGUUUGAUCAAGUUCACUAUUGGGAAAACAAAAUGAAGGACCUUGAACAGAGUGAUCUCAAGAACAAUAAUGACAUCACCAGGACUGAAUUAAAUAAAGGCCAGGCUGAAUACAUUAGAUGGAUGGGGAUGCAGGAUGACAUUCUCAAGCAGAAAGCUAGAGUGAACUGGUUCGAAGAAGGUGAUGCUAACACUAAGUACUUUCAUAGCACUAUCAGGGAUAGAAGGAGAAGGCUCCAAAUUCAAAAAAUUAAAGACCACAGAGGACACUGGAUUGAGGGUGAUUCUAACAUUGGCAAGACAGUUGUCCUGCAUUUUCAACAAUUCUUUAACAUCAAUCACCACUUCAAUGAUCAAAAUAUCAUCAAUGGUAUCCCCCAAUGUGUAAUUGGUGAUGACAAUGAAAUCCUCACAGCCACACCUGAUACUGAAGAGAUUAGAGAUGAUGUUUUCAACAUGAGUUCUACUAGUGCAACUGGGCCGGAAGGGUAUAGUGGGAAAUUCUUCCAAACCUGCUGGGAUAUCAUUAAGGAGGAUAUUACUGAUUUUGUUCAAGCAGUCUUCAAUUGUAGGAGGCUCACUAAAUUCUUCUCUCAUACUUGCUUAGUUCUUAUUCCUAAAGUGGACUCUCCUAGUAGUUUCUCGAAUUUGAGACCUAUUAGUUUGAGUAAGUUUACGGCCAAGAUUAUCUCCAAGAUCCUUUCCAGAAGGCUAAAUCCUAUUCUAGGGAAGCUUAUUUCAGAAAAUCAGAGUGGUUUUGUGAAAGGAAGAUUGAUCACUGAAAACAUUUUGCAAGCACAGGAGAUUGCUCAAGGUGUGAACAAGAAGAACAGAGGAGGUAAUGUUAUAAUAAAACUCGACAUGGCAAAAGCAUAUGAUAGAAUUUCCUGGACCUUUCUGAUGGCAGUUAUGAGAAAAUUUGGCUACUCUGAAAACUGGAUUGACAUUAUCUGGGGGCUCCUACAAGGUAUCUAA